AAAAACGUCAAGUUCAAAACACGUGUGCACAUAAACAAAAAUUAAACUCCUCGUAAAAAAAUCAAUAAAACAGUGGUUUUUGCAAUAUUUUUACAAAUUUUCAGUGUCAUGAAACAAGAAUAAAUAAUAAACUUUGGUUUUGAGAUAAAGUCACUGUGAUAAAUCAGCAUUUUCUGCCUGAAAAUUGAGUUUCAACGAAAAGUAAGUUUUUAGAGACGGACAGAGAGAAUCAAGAGAAUGAAUAAGGAUGAGGCAAAAGAGCGAGACUUUUACCGAGACAUCCUUGGUUCACCGAAAUUCGUGGUUGCCCCAAUGGUUGAUCAAAGUGAAUUGGCAUGGAGAAUGUUAAGUCGUCUCCAUGGAGCUCAUCUCUGCUACACACCAAUGAUUCACAGUUGUCUCUUUGUCAAUGAUCCCAAAUACCGCAAAGACUCCCUGCAAACUUGUACCGAAGACAAACCACUGAUUGUUCAGUUUUGCGGAAAUGACCCUAAAGUUCUUCUUCAAGCAGGACUUUUGGUACAAGAUUUAUGUGAUUGUGCAGCAAUCGAUAUAAAUUUAGGAUGUCCUCAGGCUAUUGCCCGGAAAGGUCAUUAUGGUGCAUUUCUGCAAGAUGAAUGGGACCUUAUAUCUGACAUUGUGAGUACUCUUAGCAAGAAUUUACGCAUUCCGGUUACGUGCAAAAUAAGAAUUUUUGAGGAUAUGCAGAAGACUAUUCGCUAUGCUCAAAUGCUGGAACGGUCAGGAUGCAAAUUGUUAACAGUUCACGGAAGAACUAGGGAAAUGAAGGGACCUCUGACAGGAUUAGCUGAUUGGAAAUAUGUCAAGGCGGUCAGGGAGAAUCUUAAGAUUCCUGUGUUUUCAAAUGGAAAUAUCCAGUCUCUGGAAGAUGUUUUGCGAUGUCUGGAAGAGACUGGUGUUCAGGGAGUAAUGACAGCCGAAGGAAACCUGUACAAUCCAGCUCUGUUUGAGGGAAGAAUUCCUCUGACGUGGGAAAUGUGUAAGGAAUAUUUGGAUCUUGUGGAAAAAUAUCCUUGUCCAUCUUCCUUCACAAGAGGACAUCUUUUCAAAAUACUUCAUCAUCUGCUAGCUCUACCAUCUAAUGAUUCCUAUCGAAGUAGAAUUGCUACCGGGCAGAAUCUUAGUGAUUUCCGUAGGGUCGUAGAAGAGUUGCAAGAAAAGUACGAACCUGUCCAUGAAGGCCUUGUGCAGUACAAUCCGGAAUUUCCAUCAGCAGAUUCAGAAAAAUCGAUUGAGACUUGCAAUCUCAGUCUUCCCCCUUGGCUGUGCCAAUCGUACAUCCGAAUGCCACCGGAAGAGCACAAGCAGAAACUUGAGGAAGCUCAGAGAAGAGCUGAGGAUCCAAAUCGUGAAAAGAGACUCUUCUACGACGUGGAUGGCAAUGAAAUAUCGCGAAAGAAGAUGAAGAAGCUAAGAAGGAUCAGCAGACGACCAGGAAAAGAUGGAAAGAUACAGCAACACGAUAGAUCAUCGAGAAAAUCUUUUGACCCUUGUAUCAUCUGCAAGAAUCCAGUUGGAUUGAGAUGCACGUUUUCAAUGUGCAAACCCUGCUGCAGAAAUUAUUUCUUUGAAAAUAAUAAAGAAUGCGAGGGACACAAAAUAUUCAAAAAAAGAUGAUAGAGCAUUAAAAUUCUUGACUUAAUGUUUUUUAACAAUAAAUAGAAUUGUUAACUUAUUAAAAU
This is a messenger RNA of Phlebotomus papatasi, 1703 nucleotides long. It is a transcript of the gene Dus1, whose product is annotated as tRNA-dihydrouridine(16/17) synthase [NAD(P)(+)]-like. The coding region runs from base 238 to 1638 and encodes 466 amino acids. Gene Ontology annotation, biological process: tRNA processing. The transcript is spliced from 6 exons. Gene Ontology annotation, molecular function: flavin adenine dinucleotide binding; tRNA dihydrouridine synthase activity. NCBI's taxonomy places the organism in Eukaryota, Metazoa, Arthropoda, Insecta, Diptera, Psychodidae. The record is from RefSeq and is a predicted model, not a curated record.